UCUGUUUUUCCCAGCUAGGACUCCUCCGAGGGCCUUUUCAAGAUGGCUACCUGGAAAGAGAGGCACUACCUCUGUGCGGAGAAAUACAUACCAUGUCCGGGGUUUUCUCCCCGACCUUAUCACAAACUAGCUACUCAGAAGCCUCCGUACACAGAUUCCAAGAUCAAAGUUCUCCAGAAAAUGCGUUGCCCGCUUGAGGAAGCUGUCCUUUGGCACAUCUGGGGCUACCACACCUGGUUGGAUGUAGGGAGGUUGCCCCCCGUCUAUGGGCCCAGACCGGACGUGCCUUUCGAUAGCAACACGUGGCGAUGGAUCACUGCUCCCAGUAAGCCCUCUAUGGCUGAGCCACCGGUCCCACCUCCUUCCCUCUUGGAUGGGAACACCUACGCCAAGUUCAUUGAAGGGGAAGGUCUCUUUGUGGACCUCAGGCAGAAGAAACGAGUCCUGAGCCUAACGCAGAAAGAAGUGAACAAGUGUGAGUACUUGAAGUUCAGAAGUGAGUGUCGGGCUCCACCUUUGGAUGCUCAAGGGAACAUUAUGCCUCCCAAAAUGCUCAGCAGGUACAGACGUCUGCUUCCAGGAAAACCCCCGGCUUCCGUCCGUGUGGCGCUACAACCUGUGGUAUCUUCUUCUCCAGAAUGUUGGCAUUAUCCCUGUCCGAGCUUUCAACCCCAUUACCAAGACUCAGCUGUUAAGUUUGUGCUGAAGAACUGUGGCCCCAUUUACCAGGAUGUGGUGGAAAAAUACCAGGAACUGGUCCUUUCUGGGAGCCAAAUACGGACUUCCACUCCAGCCAGCCAAAUAAACAGACAAGACUAAAUUCUACCCUCUAAAAACUCCAGAUUUGGGAGGUCCAAAAAUACUUGGCCGAGCAAUCCAGAAUAGCUACCGGCAUUCCACCGAUGUGGUCAUUCUGGGUGCGUACAUUAAUUUUACAGCCAUUCCUUCUUCCCGAGAAGAUGCUAUGGGAAGAUGUACAUACCAGUGGCGUCCUCAUUCAUGAUGGACACAGGUCAAAGGUUUGUGGGAAUGGAAAGGAAGCAGCGUUCAUACCCUGCUAAUUGGUAAGAGAUGAUUUAUUAAGGGCUCCUCAUUGAUCAAAUAUUUGCUUUAUUUAGCAAAAACAUGUUGGUUAGGAAGCAGGAACCGUCACUGGCGCAAUGCUGCUUUUCUGAACUUUUCUACCGAGCUUCAAUGUUGGAGACAACUUACAACUUAUGGACCGUAUUCUCCAUAUGUUGUAAGGGGACUACUCAAAACUCAGAGAUCCAGUAGCUGUAGGGAGUUAGUUGUAGCCUCUUUCUUCAACAUAAUGAGGAAUGAGAAAGAUGUUCUUUAGCCUUCGAGCGAUGUUCUUAAAUAAUGGUGCUACUUCCUCACCCUUGACCCGUCCCUCUUCUGUCCAUCUAACUCAGUUAUGUAGCAGCAGAAAUAUAACAAGUCCCUUUUUGCUGUACUGUGCACGCUGGACCAGAAAUAUUGGCAUUUAAAAGCCUAUUUUGUUUCAAAGUUAAAAUGCUCACGUCUAAAGGACACUAAGGAGGUUAGAUCACAAAGUUUUGCAUACGUUUUGCUGCUAAAUAUGUUUUUAAUAAAUUAAUUUAAAAGGC
Messenger RNA from Pantherophis guttatus, 1610 nucleotides. RefSeq names its product testis expressed 52 (gene TEX52). Lineage: Eukaryota; Metazoa; Chordata; Lepidosauria; Squamata; Colubridae. The record is from RefSeq and is a predicted model, not a curated record.